Messenger RNA from Bactrocera latifrons, 677 nucleotides. RefSeq lists its product as uncharacterized. Gene Ontology annotation, cellular component: nuclear body. The transcript has 4 exons. Gene Ontology annotation, biological process: positive regulation of DNA-templated transcription. The record is from RefSeq and is a predicted model, not a curated record. Lineage: Eukaryota; Metazoa; Arthropoda; Insecta; Diptera; Tephritidae. The coding region runs from base 16 to 585 and encodes 189 amino acids.
ACAAAGUAAACCAAAAUGGCCGACAGCAUGGGAAAGAGGAAAAAGAGAUUAACUUGGAAUAAGGAGGUUUCCAAGGAUAUGGCUGCAGAAAUGGCCACAAAGGGGCAUGUAUAUUCCGCUAAUGAAAUUCGUGUGAAAAUACACAACUUGACAAAUAAAUACAGAGAUGAGAGGAAAUCUAUUGGUCCCUCUGGCGGCAGCCCUUCGACAUGGGAAUUCUACCCUAAAAUAAAUAGUAUCUUCGGGAGCUAUAAAAGCUUCAAUUUGGAAACAUUGAUGGAGGAGAGCACAGUACACGAAGUUGUAGACUGUGCAUCACCCCUUACGCUGGAUUCCCAGGAAGAAUUGCCGUUUGUUGACGAGGAACCUGCAAGAAAAAGAAAAAACAUAUUUCAAACAAAAAUAUUCAAAAUGAAUUUUUGGAGGAAUUCCGGGCUUCAAAUAAAAGAAUUGCGGCGGAAAUUAAAGCAAUUUAAUAGGAUGGCAGGGAGGCCCUUGAAAUUGAAAGAAAAAGAAAUGACAUCCUCGAAAAAUUCUUGGAAGCAUUUAAGGAAAGCAUGUAACAACAUAUCCCUGAAAACGUGAGAAUUAGUAUUGUUAAUGUGUGAUAUAUUAAUAUGAAAAAUUAAUUUACUGUAAAAAAUUAAAACGUUAGAAUUACAUUUUAUAUAUAUGCA